AUGGCUUUUAGAAGACAGAUUACUAGGCUCACAAUCCACUGUAACAGAUGUCGCAUGGAGCUUGCUAAAAGAGAGAUGCUUAUGCUGGCCACAAUUCCACCGUCACAUCUACACCUUGCUGUGAGACAAGAAAGAGAAGAAGACGCAUUUGAAAAGCUCAACAAGGUGGAAAAUCCAAAGGGUGGAAAAAGCGCUCAAUAUUGUCCUUACAUAGUUUUUUGCCGACAGUGUGGAAUGCACGUGGGUAAUGUUACGAUAUUAUCGUCAAAACAGUUUGUCUGCUAUAAAAUAGACAACAUAUACCUUGUAAACAACGGUGAAGAGAUUCGAGCGAAGAAACUGUCCAAAAUACGUUCAAGACUUGAAGAGGAGUGUUGCAUUGAAGUUGUAAAUGUGUCUUCUGCAAUAUGUCAGUUCCAGCUCCAACCAAGCGAGCCAAUGAUUUACUGCGACACCUGGGGGUUUUCACACACAUCUCAAGAAAUCGCUUUUUUAACCCAACAGUGUCCGCGGGACUAUCAGCGGGAACUAUUUCUCUCCGUCAUGCGCAGAAACACCCUGGUCUGCUUACCCACGGGUUCGGGAAAAACCUUGGUGGCAGCGAUGGCACUGAGUUGUAUGAAGAAACUCAACCCAAACAAGUUAAUGGUGUUCCUCGUUGACCGAGUCCCACUGGUUUACCAACAGAGUGAAUAUAUCAAGUCUCAGGUGCCCGAGUUAAGAGUGAGAACGCUGGUCGGUGAAAUGGAACCGCCACAGGAGAAAGCCGUCCAUCAAGCGUUAGCAGAUCAGGAAGUUGAUGUUUUGGUCCUAACACAUCAGAUUUUUCUAAAUUUUUUGGCUAUGGAGAAAAACCCGAUCAUUCGUUUAUCUGAUAUAUCAGUCUUGGUUUUCGACGAGGCACACCAUUGCCGGGGAAGACACCAGUAUAAUCAGAUCAUGGAAUACUAUCACGUUACACCAAACAAGUUUAAACCUAUUGUUCUGGGUUUAACGGCGUCACCAGCUGGAGAAGUAACAGUUGAAAGGACCACAGAUCGACUUAAAGAAUUGCUUGAUAACCUCAGCUGUGAAGUUUCUACCCCCAUUGAGUCAAACGACCUUGCAGAAAAUGUAAACAACCCAGAUACAUUGUACUGCGCAGUGCCUGAAACGAACACUCGCCAAGUUGUCCUCCUGCAAAUAAUUCAAGAGCAUAUUCAGUACAUGAAGACCACAUAUUUAGACGACGCACAUAGGUGGCAACGGUUUGCUGGGUUCCCUUUGUUUUCGUCUAAUUUUAGAGGAGCACUAAGACGACUGAAUGACAGUUGUUAUGGUGACAAGAGCAAAACCAAAGCAGUUAUAGCUGGUGAACAUAUAAUGCAGAUGCUUAGUAUUGUAGAUGUCUGCGAGGUUCUUGGCUGUAAGCGUGCAAUGGAAUGCCUCAGAGAAUGUGUGCAUAACAUCACCCAUGAACUUUCUCCAAAGGGCAGUGCUUUGUCGAAGAUGGUUAGAGAAGACGCGACUUUUCGAGAUCUUCGAGGAUUAGCGGACAGUUCGGUUGACGAAGAGUCACCAAUAUCGGACCGGUACAAUAUCCUUGUGGCGCACAUUAAGCAAUUUGUGUGCCAAGUGCAACAGGAUGUAAGUUCAAGGGGUAUUGUUUUUGUUAGCAUGCGCAAAACAGCUUAUAAGCUGUGUGAGCAGAUCAGAAUGCUUCCCGAGGUGCCUGAAACGUUGAACCCGAAAGUUUUUGUGGGCCACGGUCAGGGAAGUUAUGACGGGAUGGCUUGGGCUGAUGAACAAAAAGUGCUGUUAGAAUGCUUUAAAACAGGCCAGAUAAAACUGCUUAUCAGCACCAGUGUUCUGGAGGAAGGCCUUGAUGUGCCUGAAUGUAACUUGGUCAUCCGAUUUGAAGGGGCGGCUACAUUGCGAGCACUCGUUCAAACAAGAGGGCGUGCGUCUCGUCGCCCUGGCAGCAAGUUUGUAGUGAUUUGUAAUGAAAGGCAAAAACAAGAAGCUGAGGAUGUAGUUCUGAAAGAAAGGUACAUGGAGGAAGCGAUAAGACAUCUCAUGGAGACCAACAGGCAAAAAUUGCAGUCAGAAGAUUUUGGAUGUAAAGUGAAACGUCUCGAUUCUUUUGUCCCCACAAGUGAUGAGACCGUUGAAGUUGCAAACAAGAAGUAUAAUCCGCAAGUAAGUAUUUCAGUGCACCAUCUUGGAACUCUAAAGCAUCAACAACACGUUGUAGAAUUUUUGGAACAAAAGUUUGAAGUUAUGGCAAUGAAAACAAGCACGCCUUCCUCAUCGGGCAGUGAAGGAAGCAGAAGGAAGGUUUUAAGGUUUGACCUGCAGCCUAACGAAGACGGAAAUUGUAAAGAAUUCAGAUCCAAGGAAGGUUUCAUCUGUCAUGUGACAGAGGAGUGGUGUUCGUACCUGACGAAACCUGAAGAGGAGCCACUUCCAGUUUGGCUCAAGGCAUCGUUCACCAAGAAACGUCACAAGGCAGAAGACACUUUUCAUUCGCUGAGGGCAAAUUCUUUGUUUCUCGGAACGUUCCUCACUCGGUGUCAUUUUCGAUAUCAGUGGCCCUCGGAACCCACCCUGAAGAACGUUCUGAUUUACUUUGAUCACAGUCUCAAGACAUUGACGAUAGGAUUUAAGGCUUAUAAGCUGGAACUCCGAUAUGAAGAACUUGAAGACUUUAUAAUCGUCAACAGUGACGUGGCGUCUGGUGUAAUCAAAUUGUUUCUUACCAUAAAGCACCCACCUCGACUGUUCCAAUCUGUUGAUCACCCUUUUCUGGACGUUGGUGGUGACAACGAGCAGGGCCCACAUGAAAAUGACGAUAACAACUUUCUCCAAGUUGAUGUUGAUGACAUAUGUAGUGAAUUGUCGGAUGACGGGACUGAAUCAGAAUCCAACACUUUUUCGACUGAUGAAGAGUACCCAGAUCCAAACAUGAACCCUCCCUUACGUCGCAAAAACAAAUUUGACAAGAUUGCCUGGGAAAGAGUUCCUGAUAUCUUGAACAGCGAAAAAGCUUGGGCCCAUUGCUAUACGUACUGUUUUGUACUACCUUGCAAUGAAUCUUCCCAGAUCAUUCACUUGUUGUCCAGAAUCCAGAAUCGAUUCAACAAAAAGGCAUUUUAUUGUCGCGUGAAGGAGAGCUUUGGCAGGUUUCCAGUUACAGAUAUUCCCCCUAAUUUGCCAUUUGAUGUGAAGUAUGCGUCACAGAUGGUUAUUUCGCGGCAUCCAGUAAUGCGUGGAAAGAUGUCUUCGACGUUCACAGAACUUUUGCUAAACAAGCCUACCAGUGUAGUGUGCGCAGCACUUGAGCAGUUGAAAAAUGCUCUGGAACAAGAUUCAUUCUGUGAUCCCGAAAUGGCCUUCAAGACAUUUCUAGGCCAAAACAACCCUUCUGCUUCCGGGUUUCAAAACAGGCCCAUCCCAGGUCACUGUGCUCUAAUAAAACGUGCAGUCAUCACCCCAACAAGACUACUGCUGUACCCACCGGAAGUUAUGGUGAAAAAUCGCGUACUCAGACAGUACGAAACGGAGAGUUUCCUGUGUGUCAGUGUACGUGAUGAGGACCUUUCCAAACUCUCUGCAGGAGGAGGAAGCCUGAAUCCACUGCUAGACGGCAUUAACCGUAUCCUGGAUGAAGGACUGAACAUAGCUGCUCAACGGUUUCAGUUUUUGGGGUCAUCAAACAGUCAGCUCCGUAACCAUAGCUGCUGGUUUGUCGGGCCAAAGUUUGAACCAGACAUCAUACGAAGGUGGAUGGGAGACUUCAGUCAUAUCAAGUACGUCCGAGAUUUAUGUUGUGCUAAAAAUGUAUGAAGCGAUAAAACUGGGGCAUCAGAGGCAAUUAUGAAAACUAAGUAAGCCUAAAGCUGUUAAAAACGAUACAAUAGACGGCUUUAAUAGCCUGAUUAUUGGUUAAACAUUAGUUCAUUCUGAAUUUAAGCAAGACAGAGAAAUCGUCUAGUUGAGCCACUUUGUGUAAGGCUCUAUUCGAAAAAAACAGAUACGUAGCUGUUAUUUUGAAAGUUUCAAAAGGAAAUUCUAAGAGUUCGGCUUCGUUUCGAUUUCUUGUUCACUAGUCUGGGUGGAAUGGAGAAAAUGUAAUGCAACUUUAUCAACCAAAUUAUGCCUCCUAAAACUCUUUUGUCCCGAACCAUCGUCCCUGUCCCUUAUGCAAAUUAAGGCAUCUGAGCCUUUCUGGGUAUGUUUUUUGUUUCUCUUCAAUUCAAGGUGUGUGGCUUCAUACGUGGCUCGCAUGGGUCAGUGUUUUUCUACCUCUAUAGACUCCGUGGGCAUUGGUAUCAGCGAAGGUACCCUAAGCGAGGAAGAGGACGACGUCAAGACAGUUGACCAGAAAUACUGUUUUUCUGAUGGAAUUGGCAGAAUAUCCGAAGAACUUGCCGCAGAGGUAAGACUAUAAGUAGACAUUGCUCCAUGUACCCCUUAGAAGGUCUACCUCGCUUGUCAUCGUCUCUCGUACCAUGAGCGACAUAUUUGCUCCUUCAGCCUGGUGCAUGGUAGAAGGGGUGGCCCUUGUUUACCUGGAAACGGCGAAGCAGUUGUUUGAAGCUGUCAUUUUUUUAGGUUUGGUUUGACCCCACGUCUCUCCGCACGGUUUGUAUUUCGGGCUUAUUUCCUUAGGGUUUCUUUUUAAAAUCUAUUUAACUCAUACGUGAGUCAUCUAGAAAACGUUAAUUGUCUUCGGAACGUAUUUUAAGUAUUUUUGACCAUGCAACUUUAAAAAAUUAUAUCUCUGCUGUUAUUGACAGUUCCUUAUCAAACUAUACCUCAUUGGAAAGGGCAAAGAUCAAACUUGCUGAAAAAAAUAUUUCCGUCUCAGGGAACCCAUAAUAUUUCGCACAAAAAAUAUAAACAAGGCAUAUUUCUAGAAAAUUAUUUCUAAAAAAUUUUAAGAGUGUAAUUUUGCCAGAAAAGUUGUAUAUUUUAUGUGAUACAGUGCAAAUAAUUUUUUUUCUUCCUGGCACUUGGCACAUAAUUGGCUAAAUCUAUUAACUUCCUGUGGGCCAAAUUUUGAGGGAUUAGGAAGUAACACAAUUUUUUGCGAGUGUUGGUCGCGUGUUCGACCAAAACUGGUCGAAAUGUUGGUGUUCCGAUGACAAUGAGAGGUUGCAGAAAUUCUGCCCACCCGCACAUCAAUAAAAAAAAGAAGAGAGAGAAGGAAAAGCCAUCGUGACUUUCGUCAAAUAUUCAUCUUUUGUUUUUGUUUAUUGUAGGUUGUCCGGAAAAUCGCCAAGCCGUUCAAACCAUCUGCCUUUCAAAUUCGAUUUUCUGGCUGUAAAGGUGUCCUUGCAGUAGAUCCGAGACUUCCAGGCAAACAGGCCAUUUUCCGUCCAAGCAUGUGCAAAUUUGAGAGUUUCCAUCGCAGACUUGAAGUAUUGCAGACGUCUCGACCCCAGGUCGUUUAUCUCAACCACCAGGUGAUUAUGCUUCUUUCCAACCAGGGUGUGCCAGAUGAUGUUUUUGUUCGACUGCAGAGCAACAUGUUGGAGAAGCUAGCAGGUAAUUAUAUAUAAGCUGCUUCCAAAGAGAAAGGUGAAUAAUUAUACUCAAUAAGCGUAAUUUUAAAUGCGUUUUAACGAUGGUGAUUGUUACAACAUUAUUAAUAAUGAUUGAACAAUGCUGAGAUCUAAAGUCACGUUAAUCGCAAACGGCAAACUUUAAAUUCAAGUUGAACAUUUCUCAAAAGGGAAAAUUAGCAGAUAAAAACAGCUCAAAACAGUUCGUAUGGAUAAAACUGGCGACAACUGCUAUUUUUCUUGUAGAAGUAAUUAACAGCAAAGAACAGGAAAAGAGAAAAAUUUGGUCACGUGGUACAAAUUCACGUUUGCCGUUUGCCGUAAGCGUGACUCUUAACAGAGAGGUUAAGCAUCACGUUUACGUCAAACGGCAAACGCGAAUUUGUACCACGUGACCAAGUUUCUCCUUCACUUGUCGUUCACUGUUCACUACUUCUACACAUAAAGUAGUUUAAUUCACGCAAUUUUUUAUCCAGAAGAAUUUUUGGAGUUGCGUUUAUCUGCUCAUUUUCUAUUUUGAGAAAUUCUCAACUUGAAUCUGGCGUUUGUCGUUAGCCGUGUACUUGAAGCUUUAACUCUCUAAUCUCGCUCCUGACUGUAUCCGUGAAAAGAAGUCCUUUUUGUCGUAAUUUUCUUACAGGAAUGCUGGUUAAUGAAAAUGACGCUAUCGAGAUGCUAAUUACUGGAGCCAAAACAGGCGUGUCUUAUAAAAGUUUAUCAAGCUCGGGAAUACCGCUGACAACGGAGCCGUUCUUUAAAUCCCUGCUUGUUGCUAUGUAUAGAAAUCACAUCCACGAGCUACUCUCCCGAUCCCGAAUCCUUCUGCCACCAGAGGAGGCACGUUUGAUGAUGGGUGUAAUGGACGAGCGUGGUGUACUAAAACCAGGACAGGUUUGUUGCUUUCUUUGCAACUUUUGUUGAGAUAUUUCUAGCAAGUGCGAGAAUUUAUUGCAUUUUCCUGAUUCAGUCAUACAGUCAAUUUAGAAAAAAUCUCGAUUUGCUUGAACAGGGGCCGCGAGGAAUCGGUAGGUAAUGAUGACGUUUCUAUUGUUUGCUUCCGCAAGUACGAAAUGGUUAGGAUGACGUUAAGACAGAAAUUCCCUAAGGGACCGCUUAGGUAGAUUUUGUGACAUUUAUAGUGCAGUCAGAGGUAAUGCAGUCAUACUUCGAUACUCUUUUGCGUUACGUGUUAUCAGUGACACUCUUUGGAGCAGUUGUUUUGAAAGUUAUGGACCAAAAGACACUCGUUAAGCGCAGAUGAAGUUAUAAGGUGCGUAUAACUGUGUGUAUAUAAAAACACUUGAAGAGUUUGCCAGACACUAGUUCACAAAUCUUUCUCUCUCUUUGACUGGAAUAAGACUCAAACCCAAACAAGCAAGACGAGUGAAAAACGGCUAGUUUAUCACAAGCAGAACGGUGGAUGAUUACAGAAAUUCGCCGACAAUCAAAUUCUGUGCUAACUUAUUCCCUGCUCACAGAUGUCCUUCCGCUAUAUGCUAUAAAGAUUAAACUAAGAAUAGAAUGCGCGAGCGUGAAUUGAUCAAACGUCCUUUUAAUUUCUAAGGCUUACUUUCCGGCAAAUAUGAAUGUAAAAAGUGAAAGAGAAAUAGCGAAAAAUUCAACUUCUAAUUAAAUCUUUUCCUUUGGUUUAGAAUGAACUGUUCUCGAAACUGAGAAUGUUUUGAUCAAAUUAAGCGGUGUAAAUCGAACUGAAACUGUACAUGGAACCUCGCAUUUCCUGUAUUAAUCUCACUUAUUGUAUGGAAUAUGUGUGAAAAUCUUCAUUAUGAAUCGGUAUAUUUCAAAGAGCUACGCAACGAGCAAGAAUACUAUUGACCGAUAAUAUACAGAGCGGGGGCAGCUGUAGUGUCAACUAUUACUAGUUUGAUAAAUAGAGGAUAUUACAUGGCCGCGCGGAGAUACGAAAUUUCUCUUCGAGUGUUAAGAAAUAUUUCACGAGUGCGCGCAGCGAACGAUGCGCGUGAGAUAUUUUUUCAACACGAGGAGAAAUUUCGUAUCUCCAAGCGGCCAUAUAAUGUUCUAUUUAUUGCCCCCGCAGUGAUUUCGCCCAGAAGGCGAAAUCCCGAGGAGGCACUCUAAUAACUCGCGUGUAUAUUAAGUAAAGUACUUACAGUUGAAAUAUACAGUCAUACAGUCAAUAUAGAGAAAACUCUCGAUUUGCUUGAACAGGGGCCGCGAGGAAUCUGUAGGUAAUGGUGACGUUUCUAUUAUUUGCGCCCGCGAGUACGAAAUGGGUAGGAUGACGUAAAACAAAAAAUCUCGAAGGACCACUUACAAUAGGUAGAUUUUGUGACAUUAAUUGUGCAGUCAGGCAUCGAUACUCUUCUGCGUUAAGUGUUAUCAGUGACAUUCUGUGGAGCAGUUGUUAUGAAACUUAUGGACCAAAAGACACUCCUUAAGCGUAGAUGAAGUUAUAAGGUGCGUAUAACAGUGUAUAUUUUAACACCAAGUGAGUUUUGCCAGACACAAGUUCACAAGUCUUUGAUUGGAAACCUCGCCAGACAUUCUCUCUCUUUCUUUGACCGGAGUAAGACUCGGCCCCAAACAAGCAAGACAAGUGAAUGAAUCAACGACUAGCUUAUCACUAGCAGAACGAUGGACGAUUACAGAAAUUCGCCGAUCAUCAAAUUCUGUGCUGACUUAUUCCCUGCUCACAGAUGUCCUUCCGCUAUAAAGUUUAAAAUAAGACUAGAAUGCGCGAGCGUGAUUUGAUCAAACGUGCUUUUAAUUUCUAAGGCUUACUUUCCGGCAAAUAUAGUGAACUAAAUGUAAAAAUUGAAAUUGAAAUAGCGAAAAAUUAAACUUCUAAUUUAUUUUCUCAAGGUUUAGAACAAACUAUUCUCGAAACUGAGAAUGUUUUGAUCAAAGCUGUGUAAAUCGAACCGAAACUGUGCAUGGAACCUUGCGUUUCCUGAAUUUAUCUCACCUAUAAUUGUAUGGAAUAUGUGUGAAUAUCUUCAUUAUGAAAUCGGUAUAUUUCAAAGAGCUACACAACGAGCAAGAAUACUAUUGCCCGACAAUAUACAGAGCGGGGGCAGCUGUAGUGUCAACUAUUACUAGUUAUAUAAACACCAAUGAACUACCAAUCCAUUUCACUUUAAUAGUUUUUUGGUGUCAAAGGCAAGAUUUAUUAUGUAUAGCCGUAGCAAAGGUGAUAUUUUCACAUGUGAAGAUAACAUGUUAUUUUCACAUGUGAAGAUAUCAAGUUUUCGCGCGAAAGCUCACCUGGUAUUUCAUUGGUGUUUAUAUAAUAAUAAGCUUCAUGUAUCAACAGAACUCACACGUAUUUCAACGUAUAUUUAUUAAAUUAGGUUUACGUGCAGUAUUCUGAAAUUUCCACUGGUGUAGACCGCGAGGACCAGUUCGACAUGAGGAAGAAACGUGUUGUUACGGGCCCUUUAGUAGUGACUAGGAAUCCAUGCCUGCAUCCAGGAGAUGUUCGCCAACUUGAGGCUGUUGACUUCCUCGAACUUAGCCAUCUAGUGGACUGUGUGGUUUUCCCUCGAUGUGGAGCAAGACCUCACUGUAAUGAAAUGGCAGGUAGGGAUUGUGGGUCAAAAGUAGUAGCAGGGAUGUGGGGACGGGGUUGUUUUUUUUUUUAAAGAAUGGAAGUUCUUCCAUCUUUCGUUACUCUUCCCUUGAGUAUUUCUUCAUACUGAGACAGUGUGUUUGAAGCCUCCCCGAAAAAAAGUUUGUUGGUAGUAAUUACGGACCCUUUACUGCCCCAAGGCAUCUAUUGUUCCGUCUCCGCACAAGUUCGCUUCAUUUUUGUCCCUUUUGCACGUUAACUAAAAAAUUGCGGCUACUAAAUGAAAACUUACAGCAUAAAACCUGAAAAAGGUCAUUUUCGUAAAAGGAUCGGUGCGAACUACUCAAGACAUUUUUGGCCUAUAAGCAGCCAAGACGUCGUAUAUGAGAUCUUCGAGUACCAGCUUUGGUCGAAAUUGGACUGAGUGGUUUACAUAAAGUUUAAUCGUUGUGUUUCUGGUCUUUUAUGGCGAUAAAUAUAUCAUUCCAAUACAGGCAGAUUAUUUGGAGCAAAUGUCACCUUGUUGAGGAUACUAUUUUGAUCAGUUCUUUAAUUUGUUUUAUUAAAAACAAUCAACGAAAAAAAAAGUAAUAAGUAUUUUGAUCGCAAGGUACAUGUCAGGGUUAAAAAGAGUGCUCAUUCCAAUUUUAGGUGGUGAUUUGGAUGGGGAUCUCUACUUCGUGUGUUGGAACAAAGACUUGUUACUAAGGAAACCAAAUUUCCCCCCAAUGGAUUACCAAGCCCUGGAGAAGCAGCAACAAACAGAACCAAUCACAGCCGCCGAUAUGACUAAGUUUGUGGUCAACUACAUUCGGUGUGAUCAGUUAGGAGUGAUUGACAACGUUCAUAAAGCGUUAGCAGACCGGGAAAAUGAUGGUGUUGAAUCUGAAGUUUGUCUACAUUUAGCAGAGAUACAUUCUUUAGCAGUGGAUGCGCCUAAAACAGGCAAGUGGCCCAAAAUGCAGGGCAUAGGGAAGAUUAAGGCAUGCCCUGAUUUUAUGAUGAAGCGUGAUAAGCCUAGUUACCCAUCAGACAAGGUUUUAGGAGAGCUCUACCGUCGCUGUCGAAAGUUUCAAGACGCAGCAUCUGAGAAGUUUAACCAGAAAAUGCGAAUCGACAAGUCUUUACUCCUGCAAGGUUACGAUAGGUAUAUUGAAGGAGCCAGAGAGUCAUACCAGAAGUACCGAGAAAAAAUGCGGGCUCUAAUGAGUUUAUACGGCAUUGAAUCGGAGGCCGAAGUAUUCACUGGAUGCUUUUUAAAGCUUCGAAAUCGCUUGAGUAAAGAGAAAACAGAGAUUGCAGAAAUUGUUGGCUGCAUCCUCUUCGAGAUGCGGUUGGAUUUCCGGACCCAGUUCUUCCACGAAUUCAAUGUGAAUGGUCAGCAUUUCUUGGAAAAUGAGGAUAUCACAGAUGAGAUGCUUCUCAAAGCUUCAGCCUGGUACAAUGUGGCCUACACCCAUGCUCAUGACCAGGCAAAUGAAUCAGAACCAGGUCACCAGAAGCGUUUGCUCGGUUUCCCAUGGUUUGUUAAUGACAUCAUGCUUGCUAUCAAAAACCUCAAACAACCGCCACACUUCUCCCAGAGCCUGAACGUUAAUACAACCGUAGGAGAGAGCUUGGCCAGACUGUUUAAAGAAGAAAAGACCUGGAUACUUGAACAGCUUUUAGAAAGAGAAGGAACCAAAAAGUCGAUUGCGCGGCAUCUAAAGGGCGUUAUACCACAACAUUCGAUGAUUGUGACUGGUCCCUCAGCCACGCUUCUAUUUCACGAAAAUUCAGACCUGGAUAUCUGCCUCUUACCACAGAGUACCCAGAAAUUGCAUGGUGUUCCUGUUAUUUCACAGGAAAUGUAUCACAAUACACCAUUCCUCUCGGGCCUUCUGGAAGAAUGUAACACGUCGCAACGGUCAUUUGAUCCAAUUGACUCAGCUGAAAAGCUUGCACAUCCCUCUAAAGUGAAUGACAUCCCUGUUAAAGACCAAGUGAAAUCACUCGAGAGGCUGAUACCACACCUAAAAGAGACUCAGGUGCAAAAAGGCGAACAUGGGUAUCCUAAACAUCUAUUUCAUAAAGUUCGCCUUGUCGGCAAAAAGACGUUUCCGGUAAGGAUACUCUUUCUGUUAUUACAAUCAAACAUUCCAUAAGCGAGCACUCUAAACACCCAGCCUAGCUGGUCACAGACACAGUCACCACAGUCACAAUGAGAUAAAGUCUGAAUAACCUUAUUUUGAAUUAUCUCAGCCUUUCUGGAAUCAGAUGUUCAGAUGUUAAGAAUUGGAAGCCGAAUAAUGCUACCGAAUUGAUAAAUCACUAACCAGGAGAUACCGGUUUUAGCUUCCCUAAGUCGUCCAUUUUUCGCUAUUAUCGUUAUGAACAAAGGGACUUGAUGUCUCCAGGUAAUGCUCUUAAGUAGAACAAAAUAUGUGUAAAUCUUUAAUCCUACUGGAGCUUCCUACAAAAUCCUAGCUACUGACUUACUUUUUAUUUUUAUUUUUUUAGGUCCUUGUUUGCAAGCAUCCCACAGGGAGCUUGUUAAAUGAAACCAAAUGCUCUCCCAAUCUCGUUUGCGAUUUGAUUGCUUCUCCAAACAGUUUGCCAAUUGCAGUUCUUUUGUCAAGCUACAUAAAGUCCUUUCCUCAUCUCUUGUUAGUUCUCCGUGUCAUUCACCGUUGGUGUUAUGUGACAGGCCUGUCAAGAAGCAAAGCUGGUGCUGGAAACACGUCGAAUCUAAUGGCCUCCGUGCUUCUAUUUCAGUGCAUGCGCAAGGGGCAAAUUCAAAAUUUCAACGAAGGUCACAUUUCCUCACAGAUAUGUAAACUUGUUCGAGGAGCGAUGACAGAAAGUGACAUGCACGUGGAAUGGGAAAAAGUAAUUCGCCUUCUUGGUGACGAUGCUGGUGAAAACGCAAAUAGCACACGCCUCCCAACUCCCAAACUUGGUGAAAUGCUCAUGAGGUUUUUUAAAGCGCACAAGUCGUUUUUUGAAGAAGAGGUUCCAGAUCCCUUGGCUCGUAUCUUGCGCGCACGUAAAUUUGCAGAUCUGUUGGACAAGGAUCACGUGAACUUGGUGAAGGAACAUAUGCGCCGUGCUUAUCAGCUGUUAGCACUGUAUGGUGAUGUGCAAAUAAUGUUGGCCAUAAGUGGUUCUGAAGAUUACAACGUGAUUUACCUAUCGCCUCUCCUUUCUUCCUUCUUCGCCGGUGUCGAGAAAAGUAAAGCUCUAGAAAUCACGAGGAAGACUAGAGCAAGGAGUGUCGUUAUCCGUCCCAAGCUCCCGCGAUCACGUAAUUCAGCUAUCGUAGAGGUGAAGGGAAGUGAACCUACGAUUCGCGCAGUAGAAGAAGAGCUCGACAGAAUGGAAAAACAGGCAUCACGUGACCGUGUAUCACUGAUGAGCGGCUGUUUCGUGGAAGAUGCUAGUGUUGUCUUAUAUGAAGAGAGUCGACAUGAAAAUGAUCUCGUCUCACUGACACCGUAUGAUGGGCCGUGUCAUCAGAAACAUGAUAACCUUGCGCGUCAUGUAGCCUCGGUAGUCAGUCGUACUUUCAACAACGAGUAUCCGCUCCGACGAUUCACAGAGAAAUUCUUCCAGCAACUUAAGGUAUGUCAACCUAUUACUAUUUGAUGUUCCCACAGAUCCCUCACAGCGAUAAAAAUUUAAUUAAGGAUCUAUUCAUAAGAAAUAUACUUGCUGAAAUCGCCUCCCGAUUAGCUCAAUUGGAUCAGCGCCGGCCGUCUUCUGAGCUGACGACCGCUGGUCGAUCAAACCCGGACCGGACCAAGACUCAGAGUCUUAAAAUAACUGGACUACGAGCAGUCUCUCUUUUUACUUGGUCCACAAAGCGACACGUGCGUGACUGAAGGCGCGAGACGGGAGAGGCACGAAAAAAGAGGAGACUACCACCAAAGCCAGAGAAAAUGGUCUUUCACAGUCUAUUGAUUUUUUUGCAGAAAACCGCAAUCUAAUUAACUGUAUCCAAUAUUGCAAAAGUGUUGACAAGCCAAGCACGUGAAAAGUGACCUAAGAGUUUGCUUGAACAACAACAGAGAUUUUCCUUCUCUUCUUUUUAACGCGUAGGUUAUUCAGUGCAUUAGAGUAAAUUUUAACCUAAUUGAGUCAGUCAAGAUCAUUCGUUGGGAGCCGAUUUUGUUCUUGAGAUAAGCGAGUCUUUGGACAGGACUAUACAGCGGUGUCCUGUAGUUAAUCCGUUGGCAAUUACUUUCGUUUUAGCUUUGAUAAAGAGUAUAAGAGUCUUCCAGUCUAUGCGACUUUCUGUUACAAGUUCUAAAGCAAGACUGCCGUUUUGGAACUAAAGCGUUCCUCGUCGGUUGCUACUAUGGUUAAGUCUUAGUGAAGAGAGGCUUUGAGCAUCUGGAUUGCAAUCACGUCACGUCCCGUGAUGAGACCUUCUAAUGCUUCUCUUUGCUUUGUAUGUAAUGUUUCUAUUUUCUAGAAACGUGACAAACACUCAGCAGUGCUUCAACCAUCAUCAUCUUGUCAACGUUUCCGAGUAUGGACAAUCUUUUGUCAACGCUUCAAGCCUCAGUCAAUCGUAUUUUGCUUUGUGAGGCCAAUGCGUAAUUCGUUUGUUCUGGCUAUGGAAGCAGUCUCUCUUUUUUCUAAUUGGGCUGCCGCUCUCGUUUCUCGCGUCUCGCGACCACGACGCUCGCGCGCGCGUGCACUUCCCUCACUAAAUCUGAAGAAAAAGAGAGACUGCUUGCAGUCUGAUUAAAUAUUUGGGGAGAAAGCGUUGCCUUCUUAAAGACAUCUUGCAAACAGUUAGACUUUCUAGUCUUCUCUGAUAAGAACAAUAAAUCGUAGGGCCCGUCUCACACCCCUUAUACGUUUUAAUUCUAUGGGACGUAUAAGAAGACACUGUUCGUAAAGAGUAAGAGAUCUAGUAGGUGGGUGGUCUAUCUUUCAUGGUGGGAGGUACUGUUACGGGCUCGCAGUUAUUGACGGUGUUGCGGUGACCCUCCCAAGAAUUGGCGAAUAUAACUAUAUAAUAGACAAACAAAAUAGAUUUAUCUAAGCUUACACUUAUAAACAUCUGAUAUCUAUCCAUGAGUUUAUUUAAAAUACGCUUAGUUUACGACGAAAAAGAAUUUAUCCUCGUGUUAUAUCACCAUUUCCAUGUGUUAUUUCAGGUAGUUGAAAGAGAUUUUGAUUCCCAGAUUCAUGGUCGUCUUGAAUUUGCUGUUCACUUUGGGCGAGUUUACUUGUUUAGUGUACCACACUUGUUGCUGGAAGACGGUGAGCCCAUCUCCAUUGCAAUGCUCAGGACGAACAAAAGGAAGACUGUUAAGCCAACCAGCGAGCCACAUGUGCUUCCUAGAGAAGUGUCCUUCGUCGACGAACAGGAGGAACGCGCUCGUAGAAGAAAACGACGACCAAAACAGACUAUUUCCUGUAAAAGCAACAGAAAAAAGCGAAAGCGCGGAAAUCCUUCGAGAAGCGCGUUUUACACUUCUGUUCAUUUCCCAGACAGCGUAAAGAAGUUUCUUCACAAAUAUAAAUUUUUUCCCGACAACAACGUGAUAGAGAAAUACACAGUGGAUAUUUGUCCAAGUACUGAAGAUAUUGAGUUUUAUGUUCGACUUGACAACCAACUUCGUUUCAUCGACAUCAAGUUUCCAAAUCUCCGCUGGUGUAUGGUUGAUUUAAAACGAACCUGGAAAGCAUGCUCAAAUCAUGACGUCAGGGAAGGUGCCCAAGCAGUUGGUGGCGUAAUGUACCCAAAAGGUCACGUGACCCAGUGUGACACUCGCGCGAGUGAUGACAUCAUCCUAGAUGGUUUGGAGACGGAUAUACGCUUUCUUUUGCACUCGCGUUAUGAAAUGUCGCAGCAAGACAUCCGGGAUACAAAGUAUGCGCAGUAUCAGCAUGUGCUUCGAUCGGGAAGUGAAAUGCAGUCUGAAAAGCCUUUUGUCGUCAAAGAAGAUCAGUGGAAAGAUGUUCGACUAAUUCGUUUCAUCAAAUCAACAAAAUUCAAACGAGAUUCAGCAAAAAGGGAUUUUAUGUCGAACUUGACGGUUUACCUUGACGAAGUAACGGAAUACUCGAGACCAUCUCAUCAAGUAGGCGUUUUCCAGAAAGAGAUCACUCGAUGGGAAUUGUCUAUAGAAGCAGCGCUUCCAGAAGAUCUAACCGAAAAAGAAACAGUCAAAAGAUUUUUGCAUGAACUCUGGGAAUAUUCGUUUUCCUUAUCUUCCUUUCUCUCGGCUUAAAACGAUUUCAAAUUUUUUGAUAAUUAUGUACGUUAAUCCUACAUUCUAAAAUUUUCAACUAUUUCGAGGUAUUCUCUUGUAUCUUCGAAAUUCAACAUCCAUGUUCCCUUGGGGGAGCAAGGGAACUUUGCCACCCAGUACUAGGGGAAAAGGAGUACCUUAAAGUUUUAGGGGACUAAAGAACGGUUGACCUUUUCUAGGAACAUUGCAAGGCCUUUUUCUUGGAAAACAUAUAACUUAAAAGUUAUCUAGGGAGCUGAAAAGGGAGAAAGUACUCUAAAAAAGUGUCUUCAAAUAUUCCCAAAUGAUUAUCCUAAAUAUAUUUCAAAAUGAUUUCGCCGCUUACUUAUUAUAUUUAUUGUCUUAGGUUAGGGAGGGAGCUCAUGUAAUGGGCCCGCACAGUUUCCUUUGAGCUUCCUAGCCGCAAAAAUACCUCUAAUUCUCACAACACUCAGUCUUACAGCCAUG
Messenger RNA from Porites lobata, 15791 nucleotides. The record is from the annotation of a GenBank genome assembly. NCBI's taxonomy places the organism in Eukaryota, Metazoa, Cnidaria, Anthozoa, Scleractinia, Poritidae.